Messenger RNA from Pelecanus crispus (Dalmatian pelican), 1587 nucleotides. The record is from RefSeq and is a predicted model, not a curated record. NCBI's taxonomy places the organism in Eukaryota, Metazoa, Chordata, Aves, Pelecaniformes, Pelecanidae.
CCGCAGGAGGCCGAUGGCACGCUGGACUGCAUCAGCAUGGCCCUGACCUGCACCUUCAAUCGCUGGGGCACGCUGCUCGCCGUGGGCUGCAACGACGGGCGCAUCGUCAUCUGGGACUUCCUCACCAGGGGCAUCGCCAAGAUCAUAAGCGCCCACAUUCACCCCGUCUGCUCCUUAUGCUGGAGUCGAGAUGGGCACAAACUGGUGAGCGCUUCGACCGAUAACAUUGUGUCGCAGUGGGAUGUGCUCUCUGGAGACUGUGACCAGAGGUUUCGAUUUCCUUCGCCUAUCUUGAAAGUUCAGUACCACCCUCGAGACCAAAACAGAGUUUUGGUUUGUCCCAUGAAGUCGGCGCCGGUGAUGCUAACGCUAUCAGACUCCAAACACGUUGUCCUACCUGUGGAUGAUGAUUCUGAUCUCAAUGUCGUGGCCUCCUUUGACAGGCGAGGAGAAUACAUUUAUACGGGCAAUGCCAAGGGGAAGAUCUUGGUCUUAAAAACAGACACUCAGGAUCUUGUUGCUUCCUUCAGAGUGACAACUGGAACCAGCAACACCACAGCUAUUAAAUCGAUUGAAUUUGCUCGGAAAGGAAGCUGCUUUUUAAUAAACACAGCUGACCGGAUAAUCAGGGUGUACGAUGGCCGUGAAAUUCUAACUUGUGGACGAGAUGGGGAGCCUGAACCAAUGCAGAAGCUGCAGGAUUUAGUGAACAGGACACCGUGGAAGAAGUGCUGUUUCUCUGGUGAUGGCGAAUAUAUAGUGGCAGGUUCAGCACGACAGCAUGCCCUGUACAUUUGGGAGAAGAGUAUUGGAAACCUGGUGAAAAUCCUCCACGGGACCAGAGGAGAGCUGCUCUUGGAUGUAGCAUGGCAUCCUGUCCGACCAAUCAUAGCUUCUAUUUCAAGUGGUGUUGUGUCAAUAUGGGCUCAGAAUCAAGUGGAAAACUGGAGUGCCUUUGCGCCUGACUUCAAAGAGCUGGAUGAAAAUGUAGAAUACGAAGAGAGAGAGUCAGAGUUUGAUAUUGAAGAUGAAGAUAAGAGCGAACCAGAACAGACAGGUGCUGAUGCUGCAGAAGAUGAAGAAGUGGAUGUAACUAGUGUGGAUCCUAUUGCUGCCUUCUGUAGCAGCGAUGAAGAGCUGGAAGACUCCAAGGCUCUGCUUUACUUACCCAUUGCUCCUGAAGUUGAAGAUCCAGAAGAAAACCCCUACGGACCUCCUCCAGAUGCGGUUCAGAGUUCUUUAACUGAUGAGGGAAUAGGUUCUGAGAAGAAGAGGCAGUCCUCCUCUGAUGGACCUCAGGCACCAAAGAAGAAGCCCAAAACCACCAACAUUGAACUACAAGGAGUACCUAAUGAUGAAGUCCAUCCGCUGCUGGGUGUGAAGGGAGAUGGUAAAUCCAAGAAGAAGCAAGCAGGCAGGCCUAAAGGAUCAAAAGGUAAAGACAAAGAUUCUCCAUUUAAACCGAAACUCUACAAAGGGGACAGAGGUGCUUUACCUCUGGAAGGAGCAGCGAAGGGUAAAGUGCAGGCGGAGCUGGGACAGCCUUUGACAGCAGGUGGUGCAAUCUCAGAAUUAUGCAUCGACUGA